CAAUUUUUAUCUGUCCGUGUCAGCACUUGUAAACAACAUGGCGAUCUGGAGGCCCUAAAUUAAGAUUUUCAUCGUGAAAAAGAAAUAUAAAAUGGAAGACCCACAAAGUUCUACAAAUGAUUUUGACCUGUUGAGAGACAUGGAUGAACAAGAUGUGGUCUCUCAGGAGAGUGUGAACGCUGACGAAGAGGAAUCUCCAAGUUCUAAUGAACAACUGUACACAGGAGGCCUGUAUCCUUAUAAGCGUAGGGUACAUGGUCAUCGGCCCAAGCCUGAGGACACCUCCAACAAUUACAGAAACGUGACCGCCGACUGGAAGAUGUCGCUCUCCAGGUCUCCGCUACAAAAUGAUGACAUCAACAAGUACAGGCUGGAGAACAAUCAACUCCGUCUACAGGUCAAACAACUCAACCUUGACCUUCAGUCUGAACAAGAAUCUCUGUCUCAAGUACGUCGCAGGUUAAAUGGGGUUGAAAAGGAAAGACUAGAGGCAGCCACCAGAUCAAAUGCUGAGAUUUCUGAGCUGGAGAGUCAGCUGGCCAAGCUUCGUUCCCAGCUUGAGAAAGGGGAGGCCACUCGACAGAACUUGGAGUUUGAGCUCACAAAAUGUCAGCGAGAAAUGAACCAUCAGAGGAGUGCAGUGUAUGAUAAGGAAUCGGAGCUGAGUGAAGUCAAAGAUCAUCUGCAAGCCAAAGUCAAUGAGCUGACAAGGGACUUGCAAGACGCUCAGCAUCAGCUGUCUGUAGAAAAACAGGGAUCCAAAGAAUCAGAGACACGACUCAAGCAGAGUAUUGAAGAGAGAAACCACUCGGUGUCUAAAUGUCACACAGAGAUGGACAUACUGAGGGCAGAGAGAGACAAGCUGGAUUCACUGGUGAUGCAACAUGAGAGUGCCAUAUCAGAGUUCACUGAGAAGAUUCAGGAUCUAGAAAGUGAAAGAAAGAAUCAAACAGAAAAUUUAAGAAGGUUACUAACAGAAAUUGAGUAUGCCAAGGAAAGAGAAGACAGACUAAAAAAAGAUUUAGAGAUCUCACUACAGAGGCUUCGCACUGUAGAGGAAAAUAUUGAGGCAGAGAGAGCAGCUCAUUUAGAAACCAAAUUCAACUCAGAAAUCAUACAGUUAAGAGUAAGGGACCUGGAGGGAGCCCUUGAGGUGGAGAAGUCGGCCAAUGAUGAGGCCAAUAAAGCUAUAGACAGGCUGACCAGACAGAUCCGAGAACUGGAGCAGUCGUACGAGGAGGAGCGCAGGAACAACAAGGAUGUGAACAUCAAGUUGGACAAGGUGGAAAAGGAGUACAGCUCUGUCAAACGACAGCUGACGUCAGAGGUGGAGAACAAGAAAAAUGUCAUAGGAAACCUGUCGAAGGAGCUAGAGGUCCAUCAGAAAAACUUCAACGAACUGAAGGACGAGCUGUCCAAGGCCAAAAAGCGACAGAUCUAUCUAGAGGAGACAUAUGGAGGGAGUAUGAGAGAACUAGAGCUCUUAUUGAGUAACUUCCAAGUAGACGAGAAACCCAAAAGGGCCUCCACCUCAAAGAGUAAGAAGGAUGGUAAGAGUGUUCCAGCUCCCUCCUCUGUUCUGGAAACUUUGCGUGUGACCUUGUCUGAGUACAAAAAACGGCUAGAUGACACAACAGAGGAACUUGGCAAAAUGAAGAAAUCCAGUGAUGCUCUGAACAAAGAGAUAGACCAGUGUAAGGAGAUGAUUUGGGCCAAGGACAAAGCUCUAGAGGAUGCCCAGAAGAACUACACCAGGACCGCCAAAGAGUUGAACCGUGUCAGAUCGGAGUAUUCCGAGAUGGAGAAUGGCAUGGCAAAGAUGAGGAUAACCCUGCAGAGUUCUAGCAGUAACUCCACCAAAGACAGACGACGUGUCCAGGAGCUCUCAGAGGAGAUCAUGAAGUUGGUUAAAAGGCAUAAAGCUGAUGAUGAGGAGAAGCUGGCAUUCCUGCACGGCAUGUACCAGCGUCUGUUGGCGGGCCGGGUGAUGGUACCCCCCAAAGACACCUCCAUCCAUAAGUUUACCUGGGCGGACCUCACCAGUCUGGUGUAUGAACAGAUGUGUAACCUAGUGACCUCAUCACAGAGGACUGAUGAAAAGAUAAGACAUCUUGAGGAGGCUCUGAGGGUGAAGGAAGAUGCUCUAGAAGACAUGCAAAAAGCUCAUGAGGACCAGCUGAACAAGCUCACUGCUUUGACCAAAGAACGAGAAAUUGCCUGGAACAAACAGAAAGAGGAGAUUGAGGCUCACUACUCACAACUACUGGCCGAGGUUCAGUCAAGAUCAAAGAAAAGUCAGUCAAUGGCUGACCAGGCCUGGGAAAAGAUUAGAAUGACAGGAUCAGUCCAGCAAGGUCUGGAGACUGAGUGUUCUGAUCUAAGGACCCACCUAGUGGAGUCCCAGCGACAGAACCGUGCCUUACUGGCCACAUGCAGCCUCCUGGCUGGCGCCCUUUACCCCACCUUCACACGCUCCUCUCUGCUGGCCAUUCAGCGAAACAUGCUGGAGGAACAGAUGUCAAACUGGGAGUUCUGUAGAGAGAGAAUGGAGCUCCUGGUCAGCACUCUAAGUGCAGAAAUGAAGGCGGCGGCUGGAGAACCAAGUAAACUGGAGAAACCGGCCAAACGCCAUCCCCUGCUGACCUUCAGGGUUGGGGUGGUUGCUGUUCUAGCAGCCAACAGGCUCAGGUACUUUGGACAGAACUGUAGCAGGAUGUUUGUGACUUAUGAUACAGUGAUUUCAAAUCAAAAUGGAAUUGUUGUGUGCACAGGAGGAAGAAAGUCAACACCUAAAGCAUUCCCAGGUGAUAAAGAAGAAAGAGACACUGCGGAGAUGCAUGGCUCCAUCUUGCGAUGGUUGUCCAGUGGUGAGCUUCUCAAUGUAGUGACCACAUCCAUGUCUGAACUCUUGGAGGUCACUGACCAGGUCAAAGGCAAAGAGAAAGCUUCACCAGUCGAGAUGAGGGCUGUUGUUAAUGCUGCUCGGAAUUCCUUCACUAAGCUAGUGGACAAACUGUGUCGACAGUUUGAGGGAGUUUCCCCUCACCCAGGCAUAGGGGGCAGGGACCGUAACUCUCUGGUCAGGGUCAUCGGACGUGGCCUCAGUAAGAUUUGUGUGGGUAAAUCCGUGGAUCAGAAAGGGCAGAUUGUGCCAGCUCAGGAGUUGUUGGGGGCCCUACAGACCCACAUUCUGGACUUCACUCAGCGACUACACACUGUGGAGGUGGAGAGACGUCAGCUUGUUCUGGAACUGAACCGGAUGAAGGACGAGUGCUCUGACCUCCCUCAGAAAGAAGACAUUGAGAAACUCCAGGACCAACUCAGCACCAUCAAGGGACAGGACCUGGACUAUGUGUCCAUUGACAAGUUUGAGAGCGUGUGUCAGGAGCUGAACAAUGCCCUACAGCGGGAGCAGCAGGCCCAGCAGCUGUUGGUGGAGCAGAGUCGUCAGCUGGAGGAGAUCACGCUCAGACUGGACCUGUACACCACCGAGGGCAUGGAGAAGGAACAGACCCUGUCAGAGGCAGUGCAUGGACUGACAGAGACAAAGGGGGAACUGAAGAGGAAGGAGCAGACCCUGCGGCAGUUGAAUCGACAGGUGAUAUCUCUGGAGGGGGAGAAGAAAGCCUUCCUCACCAACAUAGCCGAUGCCGAGAAGGCCCUCAGGACGGUAGCCAGAGACAAAGAGACUUUGGCUCAGUAUCUCAAAGCAGUGACAAUAGCACUGGAGCAGGCCAAGAAGGAGUUGACUCUGGCUAAAGGGGUAACUGAUUUCUCCUGGACUAAGCGGUUACUGAAUGCUGAUUUUAUCCCCAGUGAUGUUGGGAAAGCUGGACCCGAGCUUAUUGCUGCUCAGAAUUUAGUAGGAGCUUUUGUGGAGACCCAGAACCAGGCCAUUAGUAAGAUCAAAUCUCUGGAGGACGAGAUUGAUACUCACCAACAACACAUCAACACGCUCAAGCGAGAAUUGAGCGAUGCCGUGCGACGGGAGUAUGACGAGAGUGCUGAGAUCCCUACAAGAGAUCAUAACAAAGAAAUGGACAUGACUCAAUCUGAGAGUUUCUUGCCAAUUAGAGAGGACUCAGAAAUCUCUUUUUCUAUGCCAAAGGCAGCCACACCAAAAUCCAAGAGAAUGGAUUCUUCUUUGAGGAGAUCAGAAAGUCCUGAAGACUUGGUUCGAUUGCCUGCACUUUGUGAUCUUCAGUAGUCUCCCAAGUUCCAGACUCCAGUCAGAUCCAGUCGAUCUAACAACAUCCGACCUAAAGCAUUCGAGCCUCACGGGAGGUAGCCAACCAAGGAAGAUAACUCUACAGGGUGAACAUUCCACAUCGUCUACUGUGAUAUGUACUUGUAUCUACACAAACCAGAUUUAUACUCACUCAUCUGAUCGGGCCAGGCGAUUCCAAUCAAACCAUUCCACAAUCCACAGUCAUUCUUAGAGCAUUUAUUGAUAGUUUGUUGAUGAGAUGGGAGUGAUGGUGAUGUGUAACCUGUUGGUUUACCUGUGGUGCUAUUGUUCCAGUGUUUGAGACGUUAUACAUGAUAUUAAAAAAAUAUGUGUGUCCAGUUGACUGAGUAUAUGUAUGUAUAAGUCAGUGUAUGGAAAGUUUGUUGAUUGAAUUGUAGUAUUUUGCCUUAAAUUGUAUAUUUGGAAUAGAAUUAACUAAUGUACAUCUGCGAAAGGGUCUGUAAACUGCAUUACUUCACGUGACCACCGAAACAUAGAAAAACACACAUAUGUACAAUUACACAGUGUAUCUAAAUAGGAUAUAUUUUUAGAUAAAGUCAAUGCAUUAACUAGGCGAUGACAUCUCUUACUGAUUUAUUUAUUGAUUGAUUUUUUAAUUAUUCAUUUGAUAUUGAUGGAGAUAGCAUUUUGUGUAUCUUUCUUAUCCGUCCUAAUUUAUUUUUAUUUCAUUUAAGUAUGAGUUUUAAUAAAGUACUUGAUUUACUA
Molecule: messenger RNA, 4954 nt
Organism: Magallana angulata
Lineage: Eukaryota; Metazoa; Mollusca; Bivalvia; Ostreida; Ostreidae
Product: coiled-coil domain-containing protein 171-like
Exons: 32
Coding region: 92-4207 (1371 amino acids)
Source: RefSeq, a predicted model, not a curated record